Ruditapes philippinarum (Manila clam) is the source of this 1655-nucleotide messenger RNA. RefSeq lists its product as uncharacterized. NCBI's taxonomy places the organism in Eukaryota, Metazoa, Mollusca, Bivalvia, Venerida, Veneridae. Gene Ontology annotation, molecular function: zinc ion binding; ubiquitin-protein transferase activity. Gene Ontology annotation, cellular component: nucleoplasm; chromatin. The record is from RefSeq and is a predicted model, not a curated record. Bases 162 to 1640 code for a protein of 492 amino acids. The transcript has a single exon. Gene Ontology annotation, biological process: positive regulation of DNA-templated transcription.
AAGAUCUUCUGCUGUACUGCCAGCCUUGUGAUGAAGAAGGUCCCAGACUUCCAGCCCAUGGUUAUUGCACUGACUGUAAGCAACAUCUAUGCGAGACAUGUUAUACAGUCCAUAAAAGACAUAAGUUGUCAAAAUGUCAUACACUUCUAGAUGCAACAAGUAUGCCUAAAUCUCUGAAUCAACCCACAACAUCUCCCCCUACAAGCCAGUCAGAUGAUCUGAUCACUCCCUGUCCAAAACAUUCACGAGAAAUGGUAAAGUUUUACUGCCAUGAUCAUGAAAAAUUGCUGUGCAGUGUUUGUGUUGCCCUUAAACACCAAGCUACCCACUGCAAAGUCAACUAUAUACCAGAUAUUUCUGGUAAUAUAAUAGACAGCAAAGAAUAUCAAGGUAUUCUAAAAGCAGUAAGUACCACGUCUGACCAGUAUAAAAAAAUGGUAGAAGAUGUAAAGAAAAAGACUGUCAAAUCCAAUUCUUCCCUGAGCGAUGCAUUAGCUGAAAUCAAAAAGUUUCGACAAGAAAUCACCCAACGACUAGAUAAGCUUGAAAGAAAAACUGUAAAUGCAGCCGAGGUCAUACAUAUUCAAAACGACAGAUAUUUGCAGUCAGUAGAGAAAAUAUGUGAAGAUAUAGCCACAUUAUUACAAGCAUCGUCAGAAAUGAUCAGGCAAGUAAAUACCUCUAAACAGGCUAAUAAACUUUUCGUGGAACUAAAACUUGCAGAAAAAAACAUGAAAAAUAUUGAGGCAUAUACCCCAGAGCUCAUGUCAUAUGAAAUCAGAGAGCACAACUUCAUACCAAAUGAGGCCAUAUUAACACAGGUUACAACAGAGAAGACUUUGGGAAUAAUAACCGAAGAAAAUUUAAAUAAAGAAUCCACUUGUGUGAAGACACCGGAUGACGAAAGUAUGUGUUGUAUAACUGGGAUGACUCUUCAUUCUCCUGAUCUUCUUAUCAUUACAGACUCUGAUAACCGAGCUGUGAAGGUAGUGAAUACCAGAAAUGAGUUGGUGUGUGAUAGAUUACAACUCGAUGUUGCACCAUGGGAUACCACACUAGUUUCUAGUUCUGAACUUGCUGUCACACUCCCUCAUGCAAAAAUGAUACAAUUUUUAUCAAUCUCAUCAAACAAACUCGAAAAGAAGCACACAGUGAAGGUUGAUGGAAAAUGUUAUGGUAUUAUUCAACAUCAAGAUAAACUUGUUGUGUCCUUUCUUCAUCCUGCAAGGCUCCAGAUACUUGAUGUGAAUGGCUUUGUACUGGAAAACAUUGAUAUCAGCAAUAAUUCCUGUACUCCAUUUUAUGUUACAUGUGACAGUAGCUCUAUAUAUCUAUCAGACUGUGACGUGAAAUCAGUAAAGAGAUUUAACUGGCAGGGUGAAGAGACUUGUAGCUAUGAUGAUGCGAGAGGGCCGUAUGGUAUAGCACUGUCAGAUGAAGGUACCAUCUUUGUUUGUGACUGGGAGAGAAAUGUUAUCAGAGAGGUAUCAGGAGACUGCUAUACAGGAAUAGAUAUUCUGAAGGAUCUGAAGUGUCCACAGGGCUUAUGUUGGUGUGGUGAAACAAGAAAGCUUUACUACAGUUGUGAUGCUGGAAAUGAAAAAUUCAACAUCUUUCUUCACAUUUAUAAACUGCCAUAGACUUGAACAAUAUUU